Molecule: messenger RNA, 265 nt
Organism: Funneliformis geosporum
Lineage: Eukaryota; Fungi; Glomeromycota; Glomeromycetes; Glomerales; Glomeraceae
Source: the annotation of a GenBank genome assembly
AUGCAAAAGACCAAAGUUUGCUAUGCCAGAGUCAGCUCAGAACAUCAGCGAGGAAUAACAGAUUACAGACCUCUGACAACAUUAUCCGGACAUAAGAUUAUCAGCGAUAUUGGCUCUGAGCUCAAUUGGAAGCGUAAAGGAACUGAACUUGUGGAGUGGAUCUUUAAAAAAAGCCAAACACAACUCGUGGUUCUCAGUUCAGACAUUUGUAUCAAUGAUGGUGAAACUGAAGAACUUGCAGAAGAUUUACUUGUAAUCGUACAGU